AUGCAAUACGCCUGUGCUGUGUGUGUGGGUGAGGGCGAACAGGCUGUUGGAUUUGACCAAUUCUACAUGCGGUUCGAUGACCUAUCCAGCAUAAAAAAUAAUGUGCAACUCAAACACAAAACCAAAGUUUGUCAACCCACACUCUGCCCAGACUGCGGUAGGUAUCACUUCAAGAAAGACCACUUGUGUGAGCACAAUAUCAAGAAGAUCCCCUGCCUAGACUGUGGUAAGCUAUUUGUUUCCCAGAUAUCUCUCAAGCUUCACAUUAGAGUCCACCAGGACAGCUUUGUGCAUGCAUGCAAAUUCUGCCUCAAGAAAUUCAAGACCAAGCCAGACAAACAGACACAUGAGGAGAGCCAUCCCCAAGAGAAGAGUCCCUAUCAAUGCCCUGACUGCUCGGAGAUAUUCAAUACUUUUUAAAAAAACGGAACAGGCACCUUCAAAGCUGCCGAGGGCCAAGGAAGUACAUUUGUGAUGUCUGUGGCCAAUAAUUAAAUGGGUUGCAUGUACUCAAUAGACACAAAAUUGUACACAACGGGCAGAAACCCUACAAGUGCAAGGUGUGCCAAAUGUCCUUCAACCAAGUUAGCCACCUCAAGUCCCAUUUGCGCCUCCACACAGGGGAGCGACCCUUCAAGUGUCAACAGUGUGAGAAGUGCUUCAAUCACAACGUCAGUCUAAAGAACCACGUGCACCGUUAUCAUGGUCCAGACUCUCAGGAGCAGGGGGAGAGAGAGAAGGAGCGGAAUAGUCAGGAGCUAAACUCUGGAACUGAGGAGAAAAAGCAGGGUGGACGCUCUAGUCCUAAAGAACAGGGAGAGGGUCAGGAACCAAUCCAUCAAUCUGAGCAGGAGAGAGAGAAGCGGGAACCGAGAAAGAGGAGGCACAAGAGCAGUCAACGCCAGACAUCUGACCCUGAGGAGUUCGAGGAGGAGGGGGUGAGGCAGAUCAACAGUGACUCAGACUUCAACCCAGCAGAGGAGAGGACCACAAGUAGAGGAAGGGGAAGAAGAAAGGGUAGGCCAAGAGGGAGACCGAGUACCAAUGGGAAGAGGAAUGUUGCUGUAGAAGAUUUAGAUUGAUCACACCAGUGUCAUGUUCAUUAGGGCACACCACAACAAAACAUUUUAGAAUGGAAAAUGAAAAUGAGCAUUUUCUAAUUUAACAACUACAGAUAGAACAUCCCUGUUUCACUUUGUUUUGUAGCAUUUCACUCUGUUUCAUGCUUACUGAACAUGACCCAGUAUGAACCCUAACAUGAAGUAUGGGGUCAAAAUGUAUGUGAGUCUUUUAGAUUUAAGAGGCUAAGGGUUGUUUCUGCUAUACAGUUGGUUGUAUGAAAACACUACUGUAAAGACUACGUAAUUGUUACUAAUAGAAGUCAGUAAAAUCAAAUGACACUAUUGAUAUUUACAGUAAAUAUAUAUAUAUAUAUACAGUUGAAGUCAGAAGUUUACAUACACCUUAGCCAAAUACAUUUAAACUCAGUUUUUCACAAUUCCUGACAUUUAAUCCUAGUAAAAAUGUCCUGUCUUAGAUCAGUUAGGAUUACCACUUUAUUUUAAGAAUGUGAAAUGUCAGAAUAAUAGGAGAGAGAAUGAUUUAUUUCAGCUUUUCUUUCUUUCAUCACAUUCCCAGUGGGUCAGAAGUUUACAUACACUCAAUUAGUAUUUGGUAGCAUUGCCUUUAAAUUGUUUAACUUGGGUCAAACGUUUCGGGUAGCCUUCCACAAGCUUCCCACAAUACAUUGGGUGAAUUCUGGCCCAUUCCUCCUGACAGAGCUGGUGUAACUGAGUCAGGUUUGUAGGCCUCCUUGCUCGCACACGCUUUUCUGUUCUGCCCACACAUUUUCUAUAGGCUUGAGGUCAGGGCUUUGUGAUGGCCACUCCAAUACCUUGACUUUGUUGUCCUUAAGCCAUUUUGCCACAACUUUGGAAGUAUGCUUGGGGUCACUGUCCAUUUGGAAGACCCAUUUGCGACCAAGCUUUAACUUCCUGAGUGAUGUCUUGAGAUGUUGCUUCAAUAUAUCCACAUCAUUUUCCUUCCUCUUGAUGCCAUCUAUUUUGUAAAGUGCACCAGUCCCUCCUGCAGCAAAGCACCCCCACAGCAUGAUGCUGCCACCCCCGUGCUUCAUGGUUGGGAUGGUGUUCUUCGGCUUGCAAGCCCCCCCCCCCCCCCCUUUUCCUCCAAACAUAACAAUGGUAAUUAUGGCCAAACAGUUAUAUUUUUGUUUCAUCAGACCAGAGGACAUUUCUCCAAAAAGUACGAUCUUCUUCCCCAUGUGCAGUUGCAAACCGUAGUCUGGCUUUUUUAUGGCGGUUUUGGAGCAGUGGCUUCUUCCUUGCUGAGCGGCCUUUCAGGUUAUGUCGAUAUAGGACUCGUUUUACUGUGGAUAUAGAUAAUUUUGUACCUGUUUCCUCCAGCAUCUUCACAAGGUCCUUUGCUGUUGUUCUGGGAUUGAUUUGCCCUUUUUGCACCAAAGUACGUUCAUCUCUAGGAGACCAUUUUCCUGAGCGGUAUGACGGCUGCGUGGUCCCAUGGUGUUUAUACUUGCGUACCAUUGUUUGUACAGAUGAACGUGGUACCUUCAGGCGUUUGGAAAUUGCUCCCAAAGAUGAACAAGACUUGUGGAGGUCUACAAUUUUCUUUCUGAGGUCUUGGCUGAUUUCUUUUGAUUUUCCCAUGAUGUCAAGCAAAGAGGCACUGAGUUUGAAAGUAGGCCUUGAAAUACAUCCACAGAUACACCUCCAUUUGACUCAAAUGAUGUCAAUUAGCCUAUCAGAAGCUUCUAAAGCCAUGACAUCAUUUUCUGGAAUUUUCCAAGCUGUUUAAAGGCACAGUCAACUUAGUGUAUGUAAACUAUGUAUAUGUACUGUAAACCGGUACACUGACCUCUGACUGUUUUAGUCAUGUUGUAGAAGUUUGUUUUACAAAAAUAUGUUACUGGGUUGAAUUUUUUUUUAAUAAUACAAUUCAUAGUCACCAAAUAUUUUAAUAUUUAGAUUUUCUUCUACUUUAAACUAAGUUUGUGUUGCUGUUGAAUUAUUCAAUAACAUUGUUUUAUCACAGUUUCAACCUCCUAUUAAACUAUUUUAGUAGGCUAUUCCAGUUUGUAAUGCUUAGAUUUCUAAUAGUUUUUUAAAUAGCUGAUAAGAAUUUGUUUUUCUUAUAUUGUCAUCCAGAAUUGCUCUCUUUGCUGUCAUGAUGGUUUCAAAUGAAUUAAGUUCUAUUUUGAAAAAUGGUCUGUUUCUUGCCUUGAAUAUUCAUAAACUUUAUGGUUUUAAGUAAAUAUUAUCUUCAACUCUGCUUAUAUGGAUCAUGUAACGCUCACUAGUUCUUAAGUUUUUCCCCCCAUCACUUUGGUGCAAUUGUCACACGUGGUACAUUUUUACAACUCUAAGCACACAAAUCCAAAUGGAUCAUCAAAAUUUCAAAACUCCAAGCACAUUUUCGAUUGAAUGAGUAUAACAAACAAAGUCACUUGUUCACUGCACCAAAUCACUUUCAAUUUGGAUACAUAUUCAAUCUAAGUAUCUGCUUUUCAAAAUGCAAUAUUCACUUUACUUUUGGUAUGAUUAUCUUGUAAUUUGUUAACAAUACAAUUAACUAUCACUUAAUCAAACUACUGAACGCUGGUAACUACUGAACCACGAGUAUGUAGUGCCUAGUUAACCUAUAUAGUUUGAUAACUGCUGAACACUGAAAUUCUAUAUUUAUUCCUCAAUAAUGUAUCAAUUUGACAUCAAUUUAUGUUGGAAGGUUAAACCAAAUAAUAUGGAUGUGGCUGUAAAUACUACAUCGUUGUACAAUUUUUUUCAUCUGUUUUGGUCAUGUACAAGUUUUUUUUACAAAUACAUUCUGUUACUUGGAGAGAAAAAAAAUCUAAUACAGUUAAUAUUCACAAUGUUGAUUAUUUAAUACUACUUUAACCACUGCUAAGUUUGUGUUGCUUUUGACUGUUGAGUUAAAUGUAACUCAUUUGGUGGAACAUGGCGCUUGCAACACCAGGGUUGUGGGUUCGAUUCCCACGGGGGGCCAGUAUGAAAAUGUAUGCACUCACUACUGUUAGUCAUUCUUGUCUGUUAAAUGACUUAAAAUGUGAUAACAUUGUUUGAUUACUGUUUCUACAACUAUUUUGGUAUUCCAGUUUGUAAUGCUAAGAUUUCUAAUAGUUUUUGAAAUAUCUAAUUAGAAAAUUGUGUCCUGAAAUGUUAUACAGAAUUGCUCUCUUUGCUGUCAUCUCUUUGCUAUUUAGAAUUAUUUCUUUCCGUCAAUAUUAAUAAACUUUGACAUAAGUCAAUUUAACUUUCAAACGCUGAUGAUAUAGAGACAUCAACCUCAAGAUGUCUUCUAUAAGAUCAAGUAACGUUCAUUAUGCUUGUAUAAUAAUGUGUUGAACAGACCUGCUUCUCUGUCAUGUAAAGGUUCAAUUUUUAUAAUAUCACAACUGUCUGCAAUGGCCAGAAUGUUGCUGCUCCCUCCUGAAAUCAACCCAGUAUUAAUCAAUCAAAUGUUUUGAUAAAGCACUUGUCAGCAGUUGUCAAAUAUCCUGCAAAAGCAGAAGCAGGCAGGCACCACUCAACUCAAACCUUCAAAACCUCAUCAUCCAGUGCUGGAGAGUGGAGAUGGCGUUUUGGGCCAGCAGGGGGCACUGUAGUCUUGGGAUGACUGGUCUGUAGUAUAGGAUCAGGACGCUAUUUUGUUAUUUCAACCACUAAUUUCCCCCCAGAAUCAUUGCUGAGGAGAGUGGAAGCAGAAAUGUUAUGUAUGGGUUAUGAAUGUGUUAUAAGUACUAGUCCUUAUGUAGGUACCCUACUACCCUCCAAAUAAAGUGGAACCACAUCUCCUCCAAGGAACAGCACAUACAAACUCAUGUGCACAACAUUGUUAACACACAUGCAGUGUUAUCAGGAUGUUGUUUUUAAGUUGUCCUAGUGUAGUUCCUGUAUCAAGAUUGGUUUUCAUUGCAGUGCAAUAUGAAUGUCCAAUACACACAAUAGACUGACUGGAAAGUGGUCCUCUGUAGCUCAGCUGGUAAGAGCAUGGCGCUUGUAACGCCAAGGUAGUGGGUUCGAUCCCCGGGACCACCCAUACACAAAAAAAAUGUAUGCACGCAUGACUGUAAGUCGCUUUGGAUAAAAGCGUCUGCUAAAUGGCAUAUUAUUAUUAAAGGUGAUUUCCCACAAUCAAAGUAAGAGUUAAAAUUUGUGUAAACGCUACAUAGUUGUGUUCUGUGGGUGUUACUGACUAGGCUGAUAUUUAAUUGGUGCACCAUCCAUAGUUUAGGCUGUACAUUGCAAUAUGAAUAUUCAAUACACAUAGGUUAGGGUGGUGAGCUUAAAGUUGAUCGUUUCAGUGGUAUCAGAGUCCUGCAUUAAGAGCUAGAUGCUAAUAUUUGUGUAAAAUCUUCCCUGUUGUGUUCUGUGAGUGUCACUGAGUAGGCUGAUACUCAAUUUCAUGGGUGUACAAGCCAUAGGUUAGGCUGUACAGUGCUUAUAAGAAUGCCCCCAAUUCAAUUACAUCCACAGUGCGAUUUCAACCAAUUUUUUACUUAUUUUGUCAAAUUAACUAAUAAUUGUAUUUUGUUAAAUUUAUAUAACAACAUUCCAACAUUGUUUUAGCAUUAUCUAGUCCAAUUGUGGCAUGAUUCCACCAUUUUUUAUCUGCUUGGAUCAGUUUCAAUAGGGGACUUUUAAUUUGAAGGCGAACCGCCGAUUCCACUAUUGUUUGCUCACGCUAAUGUUGUUCACAACACACUGGUGAAGAAAGUCUACCACCCAAGAAGAGAUGGCGAGACCAAGUUUGGUGUACGGUCCCUGGUUGUUGUUUUUUACAGAAAGUCUAUGGCAACAGGCAAUGCAUUUCACCGUUAUCCAGUGAAAGACCCGGAAAGAUGCAAAAGAUGGUUAAUAGCUGUCAGACAUAUUAAAUACGAUGUCAAGACUCCAGUUUGCUACUCUGAAUAGCCUACGUGUAUGUAGCAAGCACUUCAGGAAGAUGAUUUACGAGAGAGACUUUCAAGCCGAAAUGAUGGGUACUAAGAACAAACGAAGCCUCAAAGAUAACCGCUGUGCCAUCUGUAUUUCCGUGGACUGGACCGGCAGUACCAAAAUACAGAGGAGCGUUCGAGAAGAGAAAGCGCGCGGAGGUAGGCCUACUCAUGGGAGCUGUCCGUGCUUGUAGCUAGCUAUUAGCUAGCUAGCUUGGAGUUGUUGUCUAUCACUGUACUCCCAUCGUGUCUCAAAUGACUGUGUACUUUCGGUGUCUUCUAGGUUCUGGCCUCAAUAGAAGGCCUCAAUAGGACUUCAAAGGUGAAUCAACCAGUAACAACAACAAGCUCCUCUGCCAUAUAUGUGAGUUGAGGGCAAAUAUAUCUACUGUGAAUGUUUUCACAUACUUUUCUUUUGCCAGUCCCCACAGUCCCUUUCCCAAUACCUGCUGUAGCCUACAAACUAGCCCUUGAUCAUGAUUCUCAGUUCCAUUACAUUACACAUAAGAGUCAUUGGACGAAGGCGUCUUCUGUACAGGGAGUUUUGUUAAGAGCCCAAAAGCUUGGUCAGAAAUCAUUGGUCUGAACAUUAACACGCAUCGCUUGCGGUACGGUUUUGGAAGCAUAAAAAUACCUUCUCUUUCAUAUCAGCGAGAAAAAUAGCGAGAGUUUAAAUUGAUACACACCUUUAUAGGGUUAGUGUUCUCACACGGCCCAUAUCUCCACGUUACAUCGUGUUUACGGAAGACACAGGGACCACCUAUGCCAUAUAGCUAUCUAGCAUGCUCCGAACUCUGUAGCGGAAGAAAGCCGCCAGAAAUGUGGUUGUCACUGAAAAAUACUGUUGGCUGCAACUGUGAUAAAGCAGUUGUACAGUAAGUGUAUAUUUUAACAUUAUGAAAGUAAUGGGCUUUGUGUUUCUUAGAAGCGUACCGCAAUUGAGAAUCGAUUCACGUUUAGAUGGACUAUUUGGCUGUUUUGGGCUGCAAGAUCCGUCUACCUACCCUGAAAAUAACAUACAAGGUAGUCAGCUUAAGAGUACAUCUUGGGCUGCCUAACAACCGUGGACCAUUUGCAUUGACAACAUUUGAUUUCAGUCUUUCAAACUAUAAAGCAUAAGUGGAAUAUUAAGCCUCAGGAACCACCUGGGGGUUUUUGAUUGUCCCAAAGGCUAGUUCUGGUCUAUUUAUUAUAGUUCCAUUGCUGAGCAAAUAGCCCUCCAUGUCAUGAUUAUAUUAAUAUCAGAAAUACUUUUAGGACAAUGGCAUAAUAACAUUAUUAACAUGAUUUUUGAAAAUGGGUGUCUAUCCUUAAUCAUGGCUGAAAAUUCCAAACACUGUGUUGUUAUCCCUUUGUUAAUUAGAACAAGUCAUUUGUCUCUGUUAAACUAUCACAGAGAUAUUAAUAAUGGUAUCAACAAAAUAAUAAUAAUGGUAUUUGUUUUCUUCCCCAAGGCGGUUGGAGGGACAGUUUUCCCAGCCUCGCCUGGACAGAGAGCAGCUCCUAGACGACACCAGGUUCCUUGACUGUGGAAAUCACUGAGGAGUUGUUUGGCAGUGAUCAUGAUGACGAUGUGGCCACUGCACCGAUGGAGAGGAAGAGUUUCUGUCCUCAGAGGAGGAACCUGAGGAACCCAAGAGAAGAAAGAAGAAGAGGAAAAACAAGAGGAAUAGUUCAGAUGAGUGGGAGCCGUCUGAUAAAGAAGAUACUGUAAUACUAAUGCACUAUUCUUCUGAUUCCUCUGAGGAUUGGAAACUGUUGGUUCCUCUGACCUAACAGAAGGGGGGCCAAAGCUGCUACUCUUCUCAGACAGACGAGAGGGAAGGUGGGUAAGCUGUAGUCUUGUGGUGCGAUGAUGUGGAGCUGAGGCUGAAGUCACUUGCACCACACGGAGACAUAAGAUGCAAUAUGCCUGUGCUGUGUGUGUGGGUGAGGGCGAACAUGCUGUUGGAUUGACCAAUUCUACAUGCGGUUCGAUACCUAUCCAGCCUAAAAAAUCAUGUGCAACUCGAAACACAACACCAAAGUUUGUCAACGCACACUCGCCCAGACUGCUGUAGGGUGAUCACUUCAAGAAAGACCACUUGUGUGAGCCAAUAUCAAGAAGAUCCCUGCCUAGACUGUGGUAAGCUAUUUGUUUCCCAGAUAUCUCUCAAGCUUCACAUUAGAGUCCACCAGGACAAGCUUUGUGCAUGCAUGCAGAUUAUGCCUCAAGAAAUUCAAGACCAACCAGACAAACAGACACAUGAGGAGAGCCAUCCCCAAAGAAAGAGUCCCUAUCAAUGCCCCGACUGCUCGGAAAGAUUCAAUACUUUUUAAAAAAACGGAACAGGCACCUUCAAGCUGCCGAGGGCCAAGGAAGUACAUUUGUGAUGUCUGUGGCCAAGAAUUAAAUGGGUUGCAUGCACUCAUAGACCACAAAUGGUAACACCCGGGCAGAAGCCCUACAAGUGCAAGGUGUGCCAAAUGUCCUUCAACCAAGUUAGCCACCUCAAGUCCCACUUGCGCCUCCAACACAUGGAGCGACCCUUCAAGUGUCAACAGUGUGAGAAGUGCUUCAAUCACAAACGUCAGUCUAAAGAACCACGUGCACCGUUAUCAAUGGUCCAGACUCUCAGGAGCAGGGGGAGAGAGAGAAGGAGCGGAAUAGUCAGGAGCUAAACUCUGGAACUGAGGAGAAAAAGCAGGGUGGACGCUCUAGUCCUAAAGAACAGGAGAGGGUCAGGAACCAAUCCAUCAAUCUGAGCAGGAGAGAGAGAAGCGGGAACCGAGAAAGAGGAUGGCACAAGAGCAGUCAACGCCAGACAUCUGACCCUGAGGAGUUCGAGGAGGAGGGGGUGAGGCAGAUCAACAGUGACUCAGACUUCAACCCAGCAGAGGAGAGGACCACA
Coregonus sp. 'balchen' is the source of this 8880-nucleotide messenger RNA. The record is from the annotation of a GenBank genome assembly. Lineage: Eukaryota; Metazoa; Chordata; Actinopteri; Salmoniformes; Salmonidae.